CGCCCCCGGGGAAGUCCCGCAGGGCGGGAGCGCGCGGCUCAGCGCGGGGCCUCGUUGGGCGAGCGGCUUUCGUCACUUCCGCUUCCUCUCCGCUCUUGGCGCCGUCGGCUUGUCCCGUUUCGCCUAGAGAAGGAGGCCCGUGGGGCCCACUACGCACUGUUCAAGAUGUCAUACAUGUUGCCACACUUGCACAACGGCUGGCAGGUGGACCAGGCCAUCCUAUCAGAAGAGGACCGAGUUGUGGUCAUCCGCUUUGGGCACGACUGGGACCCAACCUGCAUGAAAAUGGAUGAAGUCUUGUACAGCAUUGCUGAGAAGGUAAAAAACUUUGCUGUUAUUUAUCUUGUGGAUAUCACUGAAGUACCAGACUUCAACAAGAUGUAUGAGUUGUACGACCCCUGUACCGUCAUGUUUUUCUUCAGGAACAAACACAUCAUGAUUGAUUUAGGUACAGGUAAUAACAACAAGAUCAACUGGGCAAUGGAAGAUAAGCAAGAGAUGAUUGAUAUUAUAGAAACUGUUUAUAGAGGAGCCCGCAAAGGUCGAGGUUUAGUGGUAUCACCAAAAGAUUAUUCCACUAAAUACAGAUACUGAUAUUUCUUCUGCCUUUUUUUAACCCUACAUCCACUUAAAUUUAUUCUUCUGUAUGUGUACAUAUAUAUAUAUAUUAAAAGACUACAAAUACUUCAA
Molecule: messenger RNA, 690 nt
Organism: Cuculus canorus (common cuckoo)
Lineage: Eukaryota; Metazoa; Chordata; Aves; Cuculiformes; Cuculidae
Gene: TXNL4A
Product: thioredoxin like 4A
Exons: 4
Coding region: 166-594 (142 amino acids)
Biological process (GO): mRNA splicing, via spliceosome
Cellular component (GO): U5 snRNP; U4/U6 x U5 tri-snRNP complex; spliceosomal complex
Source: RefSeq, a predicted model, not a curated record